Schistocerca gregaria is the source of this 5329-nucleotide messenger RNA. It is a transcript of the gene RNaseZ, whose product is annotated as ribonuclease Z, mitochondrial. Gene Ontology annotation, biological process: mitochondrial tRNA 3'-end processing. The coding region runs from base 2732 to 5269 and encodes 845 amino acids. The transcript is spliced from 11 exons. Gene Ontology annotation, cellular component: mitochondrion. Gene Ontology annotation, molecular function: 3'-tRNA processing endoribonuclease activity. The record is from RefSeq and is a predicted model, not a curated record. NCBI's taxonomy places the organism in Eukaryota, Metazoa, Arthropoda, Insecta, Orthoptera, Acrididae.
ACAUAAUUAAUGAGGAGGUAUUGAAUAGGAUUGGGGAGAAGAGAUGUUUGUGGCACAACUUGACUAGAAGAAGGGAUCGGUUGGUAGGACAUGUUCUGAGGCAUCAAGGGAUCACAAAUUUAGCAUUGGAGGGCAGCGUGGAGGGUAAAAAUCGUAGAGGGAGACCAAGAGAUGAAUACACUAAGCAGUUUCAGAAGGAUGUAGGUUGUGGUAGGUACUGGGAGAUGAUGAAGCUUGCACAGGAUAGAGUAGCAUGGAGAGCUGCAUCAAACCAGUCUCAGGACUGAAGACAACAACAACAACAACAACGCUAUAUGUUCCUCCUCACCUCUGAUUCUAUGAAUCUCCUUCACUAUCUUUCACACUGUAUUUACGUUGAUACCUACUAUUAAAAGCACUCACUCCAAUGUCUGUAUUACCAAAUUCCCUGGUUUUGCAGUGUGUAGCACAUUAUGAAUCUGGAAUCUGGUUUGAAAAAAAAAAAAAAUAAAAAAAUAAAAAAUAUGCCUGGAAUAUGUUCUCUUCAAUAAUGCAAAGCCUUUUGAAAUAAACAGCCAUAGUCCAAAUAUUUGAAGCUGCUAUGUAAUCUGUUAUCGUACAUGGAAUUUAGUUCUUUUUCUUUAAGUUGAUGUAGCUGAAAAUUAUUAUUGUGUGUGCCAAUAUAAAAUUUGAAGCAGACAUUGUCAAAUAUUCAGCAGCACUGCUCAAAACAGUUGCUUGGAUACAGCAGGUGUGACACGAGCCGGGUGCAUAAAAUCUGUAUUACUUUCGGAUGGAUUUACUACCCAGUAUAAACACAGGAACACAACCUUCCAAAAUUAUAAAAAUCACAUAAUACCUUUCUAUUCCUUCAGUAGAAUGGAAUUUCUCAGUCUCAUCAUACGGCAAAGUUAAAAAAAGUAGUAGUAUGAAAUUCGUUAAGGCCUACAUACCACAAAACAUGGCUUAUUUACCAAAAGUUAUUGCUGAAAAUGCAAGAACUUCUACAUGUUUCACAAAGUACUAUAUGGCAAAUGAAAAAGUGUUGCUCCAUUGAAGAAAGGAUGACAGGAGACUGCCCCACUCCUAAAAACACAACAUUGUCUCUAUGAGUAUUACAGCAUAUUCAGAGUUACAGUUCACUGCAACUCUUGACCAUCUAAUGGCAGUAAUUUAUCAAACAGAAAAUUUAGUUUCACAAUUAACACUUUCUACCAGAAAAAGAAUCUCUUACUACACUGAUCCCUUCAGACAAAUUGGAGUCACUGAACCUUCAAGAAUCCACGUGGAAUUAUCAAAAGUUGAAAAUAAGUGACAACUUGUAAAGUACGCCCACUGAAGUCAAGGUAGUCAUAUGGAAGAAAUUCCCUGUUCCAAAUCUAGUAAAAAAAACAUGCAUUUGCUUGGCUAUUCAGUCUGGUGUAUCCUUCAUCCAAGUACUCCUGCAAUUAAGCAUUCACCUAAUAUAGAUUGUUUUUGGAAAUUAAAAAUAACUCAGAAAUAUCAGUUGCACCGUCCAUAAAUUUAAGAUUCAUAGUAAUGAUACUGGUGACAACUAGGACAUUUUUGCGUUUUAGCAAUAUUAUAGUGUAGAAAUAUGUGAGCAGCAUGAAAUGCAUUAUUUAAUAUAACACACAUUAUAAAUUCUGUACAAAUAGUUAUCACUUCAAACAGGUAGAUGUACGGUACAAUAAUCUACAUAUUAAGGUAAUAACGCCAUUAGCUGUUAAAUGAACUGAACUGCACAUUGCUAUGAACAGUGAACAAUAUCCCUUUGUGUAGUAAACUUCAAGCUGUCAAAUACUUCUUCCCAUACAACUGUGCUUUCCUAUCAAAUGAUGGACAAUGAAUUUGAGUAUUCGGCUUAUAAAACGGAUUCAUUAGAUAUUUUAUGUAUGUUUCAUACAUCUCCAUGAAAAAGUUCUUAAUGCCGUCUUCAUUCUUCACGUCGUGAACCAUAACAAACCUCAUGUGACUUGCAGUAACAAACGCUGACACAAACCACUGAUUGAACUUAUCAAUGGACUUUAAAUACAUACUGUUUGUCUUCCACAUAUGCUCAUCCACUAAGUCAAGGGCAGCAUGGGCAAUAAAUUGAUUGAGAUGUCUAUGAUCUUCUUUCUUGACGUCUUUCGUUGCUGGUGUAAAUUCCAUUUCAAACACUGGAUUGUCCAUAUGGCCAACUAUAACGAAGUAAUAACUUCCCGACAUCGUUAUUUCUGUAAGUGUCAGUUCUUCCUGCGUGUUUGAUGUAUGUUCCUCCUAGAAAAAUCGGGUAGGUCUCGCCUCCAGCACGUUGUUUAUUUCAGCGUCCAUGACAGUUCUCAGUCAGCUGGUUGUUGUCACAUCACGUGCAAACUAAACUGAUGAUUUCUUUGUUCAGAGUCUGUUAAAAUACGACACAGCUUUUAUUGGUAUCAGAUUAUACCACCCAUCUAUUUCCUUAACACUACAUGACAUGUACUUCCGUUUCUUCCUACUUUGUUUUUAGUUUGUUUUGUUUUUAGCUUUGCUUAUAACCACUGAUGAAGAGAAAAUCUUUGGCCAGAGAACUCCAAGGAGGUUCGCUAAACUCUUGAAGGUGUAAACAUUGACAGUGUUAUACUAUCUUUGCGAAAUCUUCAAUGUGGUUUACGAAAUUUAGUUUGAAUGAUGUGAGGGGGUUGAAAUAUAGUGCAAAAUGACUGUUAUUUCGUUUAGGCGACAUCUUAUCCUAUUUCCACCACGGUAGCCGUAGAAUUACGAAACAUAAAUGCAUGUGUUCCGACAUUACAAAUUUCAUGAGGUAAUCUUGAACCAGAAUAUUAUCAGAAUUUUGAAAUUACCACUUAUUUCAUAUAGCCAGAGUAGGCUGACAGAAACAUUGAACAACUUAUUGUUGAACAUGCCGAAAGUUCCAAACCAUACCGCCGUCCUGAAACAGCAGAGACAAAAGCUGAAAGAAAAAGGGAAGAAGUAUGUGCCUGGUACAGUUAACAUCAAAGUACUUGGAAGUGGUGCGAAAGGGACGUCGCGGUCAUUGUAUGUAUUCACGGAUCAGUCAAGGUACCUGUUCAACUGUGGUGAAGGUACUCAGCGACUGGCACAUGAGCACAAAGCGAAGCUGUCUAAACUAGAACAUAUUUUUAUUACUCACCUUUCAUGGGACAACAUCGGAGGACUACCUGGAGUUGCUCUAACAAUACAGGAUGUAGGAGUUCCAGAAAUUAUAUUGCAUGGCCCACCAGGAACAGAUGAAAUAUUUUCAGCAACACGUCGAUUUGUUGUUCUGAAAGAUUUAACAGUGCAGCUGGCAGACCUGCAGAAUCAAGAAUUUGAAGACAAUGUCAUGACUGUUAAAUAUGUGCCCAUAUUUGAGGCCCAGUUAGACGAUGAAAACAAGACUGAUAUAACAAACACUUUUAACUCGAGAAAUGUUUCUAGUAUACUUGAUGGGAACUCAUCAGAUGAGACAGAUGAUAUUGAUUAUUACGCACAUGAGAAAAAACGUGCUCGUAGUUCUUCAAGAUCAAAAGACCGCAAGAGACUAUGUAAGAGUCCAGAGUCACCUAAAGCUGCUACCAUCAGUUCCGUUUGCAGUAUGGCAGUGUCAUACAUCUGUCGUUUAAAACCUCGCCCAGGAAGCCUCAAUCUAGAAAAAUGUGUUGAGAAAGGAGUACCCCCAGGCCCAUUACUUGGACGUCUGAAAUCUGGUGAAGAUGUUGAAUUAGAGGAUGGAUCAGUUGUAAAGUCAGCUGAAGUGUGCUUUCCGGAUGACCCAGGACCUAUUUUUCUUGUUGUGGAAUGUCCAUCUGAUAGCUUUCUGGACUCAUUCAUCAAUAAUCCCAUGUUUCGAGAGCAUCAAGCAGUAGCAGAGAAGGACGAAGAUCUGGCUUACCUCGUUGUACACUUUACACCACCAGAGGUCAUGAACGAUGUAAGGUACCGCAAAUGGAUGGAUGCAUUCUCACAAAGUACUUUCCACCUAGCAAUUAAUGAAGGAAGUACUUGUACAGGAAGCAUAGCAGUGCAUCGCAUCCAGAAUAAAUUGCACCAGCUUCAUCCAUUUAUCUUCCCAUUGCUUAAUGAUUCUGGAAUACUCCAUGAAGAAGUGGAACCUGAGACAACAGCAGCAUCACCAACUGCAGUAGCUACGCAACAGAAUGUAAUACAGGCCAGGACACUGUGUUCGGUUAAUUUAAGGCCGAACAGGAUGCUAGACAGUGAAUCUACCGUGAAGAUAAAUGUUAAAUCUUUUAUUGAAGAGAUAAAUGGUAUUGAAGGUUUCUCGGAAGCACUAGCUGAAUUGCAGGACCAGUUAAAAUCAUAUGACAAAGAUGUUGCACCAUAUCCUAAGAUUGUCUUUCUUGGAACAGGUUCUUGCAUUCCAAACAAAACUAGAAAUACAAGUGGAAUUGUCUUGGAAGUGAGUGACUCCAAGGUACUGAUGCUUGAUUGUGGUGAAGGCACCCUCGGUCAGCUGUGGCGAUUUUAUGGUGUGGGUGGUGCUGAAGAAAUACUGCGGAAACUUCAGUGUGUAUAUGUAUCCCACCUACAUGCAGACCACCAUUUAGGUUUGGUGGGCCUCAUUCAUGCUCGGCGAAGGGCAUACUGGGCUGCAGGCACCAGAUCUUUUCCACCUCUGAUAGUUCUUGCUCCUAAACAAAUAAUGGCCUGGCUCAGCUUCUACCACAGGAGAUUUCAGCCUCUGUUGCAUGAAAUACAACUUGUGCCAAACUCUGCUCUGGAAAUGGAAAAAUUUGGGCUGGAUGCUGAAGCUUCCAAAAAGCUCAUGGAAGCAUUAGAAAUGAACGAUAUCAGCACAGUGCCUGUCAAACACUGCCCAAAUGCGUUUGGUGUCGCACUUACUCAUUCAUCCGGUUGGAAGAUAACGUACUCAGGAGAUACUAUGCCUUGUCCACAGCUCAUUAAGUUAGGUCAGAACAGUGAUCUUCUGAUCCAUGAAGCUACCAUGGAAGAUGAGCUAGAGUCUGAGGCACGCUUAAAGAUGCACUCUACAACAUCAGAAGCAAUAGAAACUGGUCAGAAAAUGGGUGCAAAAUUCACUAUUUUGACCCAUUUCAGCCAAAGAUAUGCAAAAUUACCACGUUUUAACAACAAUUUUACAUCUAAUGUGGGCAUCGCUUUUGACAACAUGCAGGUUCGACUGGGAGACUUGCCAGUGCUACCAUUGUUUUAUCCUGUUCUGAAGCUGAUGUUUGCUGAAGAUUACGAAGAACUGGAACAGCGAGCUGUACGACGUCAACUGCGAGCUGAGCGUGCUGCUCAGCAAAAGCAGUCAGAAUCAUGAAUGGCAUGUUUGUUCAUACCAGAAAUAAAGCUCUAAAAUCUGUUUUGUAUUUAUGAGAAA